GGCGCGCCGAGCCGAUCCGAUCCGUGCCGUGUCGAACCGCUCUGAGUCGUGCCAAACAGAGCCGCACCGCACCGUGCCCGCCGGGGCCCCGCGCCUCCCCCGCCGCCCAUGGGGCGCGCAGCCUCCCCGGGCGCGCUGCUGCCCCGCCGGUGCUGAGCGCCCCGGGGGCCGGGGCACGGGCACCGAGCGCCGCCCUCCCUCCCCUCCGCAGGGGGCUGCGCGGCCUUGGGGCGGCCCCCGGGCAUGCCCCAGCCGCUGGGCGCCGCCUGCCCCGCCGCUGAGCGCCGCCGCGGGCGCGGGGCGGCGCGCACGGAUGGAGAGCUGAGGCGGUGAGCCCCGCCGGGCCGGGUCGGGCCGGGAGACGUGACCAUGUGGAUACGCCGGCUCCCGGGAAGCAGGUCAGGUUGCCCGCUAGGAAGCCAUGCUUGGAUGUUGAUAGCCAUGUUCCACCUCGCCAUGGACCUCGCCAGCUGUGAGCCCGUCGGGGUCCGGCUCUCGCCGCGGCCAGCGCACCGGCACAGACUGCCCCGCGGUGCGCUGUGGGGCAUGGGCGGCAGCGAGGAGCCGCGGCGCCCCCUUCCCCCCUGGCCCUGCGCCCCCCGCUCCCGCCGGCCGCCCCCUGUUCCCCUUCCCCGCGCCAGGAGGCAGCUGCGGGGCCGUGGCUUCGCCCCCCGGGACGGGCGGCCCACGGCGCUGCCCGAGGUCAUCGUCUGGGGCCCCACGGGCGAGGAGGACUCCCUGGAGAGCAGCACGCUGCCCGGCACCUUCACCACCACCGCCGCCACCACCACCGCCGCCACCACCACCACCACCGCUGCCACCACCACCGCCGCCACCACCGCCGCUGCCGCGCCGCCCCCCAGCAGCCCGGCUCCCACGCCCGGCGGCGAGGCGCCCCGCGGCAGCCCUGGCCGCCCCAGCACCGCCGAGCCGGCCGCCGGCCACAGCAGCGGUGGCAAGGACGCCCGCCCGCCCCGCGGCCUGGGAGACACCUCAGGUCUGGCGGUCCAUCAGAUAAUCACUAUUACGGUGUCCCUCAUCAUGGUCAUAGCUGCUCUGAUAACAACUCUUGUCUUAAAAAACUGCUGCGCGCAGAGCGGGACCACGCGGCGCAACAGCCACCAACGCAAAAUCAAUCAGCAGGAGGAGAGCUGCCAGAACCUGACCGACUUCACCCCCGCCCGUGUGCCCAGCAGCCUGGACAUAUUCACAGCCUACAACGAAACGCUGCAGUGCUCCCACGAGUGUGUCAGGACGCCGGUGCCCAUGUACACGGAGGAGGCAUUGCACUCACCCGGAGAUUACAAAGCAACGUACAAUGGAAACAGACCCUCGUCUUCUGAUCGGCAUCUUAUUCCUGUGGCCUUUGUGUCUGAGAAAUGGUUUGAAAUCUCCUGCUGACUGGCCGAAGCCUGUUUUACUUCCCGGGGCAGGGCAGACGCCGUGUGGCUGUUUCCUGGAUUCCAUUGGUGAACCUGUAAAAAAAAAUAAAAAUAAUGGGUUACCUGUACCUACCAUUUCUGUUUACCAGUAGGAGACUCAAAGAGCAGCGUUCUAUGGGCCAAAUAUAUUUUUAUAAAAAUGAACACGCCUAUAGGUAACUGCAUUUUUCAAAGAGCGCAUUUUUUGGAGAAGAGUAAAAAAUGUGCGAGCGAAGAAUCCCGUGAAGGAAGAGGAAACCGAGAAUAACUGAAAGGAACAGGACUGAGCGUCUGGAGCUUGGGAUACGGACUACGAUUCUGAACCUGUGCCAAUAAUACCAUUAUGUGCCAUGUACUGAUGCAAAAGACUUCGCGAGAAGCAGAAGCUAAGUCAGUAACACACAGAAAUGCUACGGAGGACAGGGGUGGGGCGUCUCUUCUGAUGGGGUCAUUAAUUCUGGUCCAUAUACAUACAUACAUAUGAUAUAUACACAGAGAAAAUAUAUAUACACACACAAACACUUUUUGUACUGUAGCAAUUUUUGAAGAUCUUAAAUACUCAUUUUUAAAGAAAA
Molecule: messenger RNA, 1996 nt
Organism: Oxyura jamaicensis (ruddy duck)
Lineage: Eukaryota; Metazoa; Chordata; Aves; Anseriformes; Anatidae
Gene: AJAP1
Product: adherens junctions associated protein 1
Exons: 6
Coding region: 370-1401 (343 amino acids)
Cellular component (GO): adherens junction; plasma membrane; cell-cell contact zone
Molecular function (GO): beta-catenin binding
Source: RefSeq, a predicted model, not a curated record